UCUCAAUAAAUUAUAAAAUGUACCUAAAACAUAUCCUAUGAUCCAUUGCAACUUGCGUUGAAACUAAAGAGAGAGGGAUCAAGGAUGAAUGGCAAAACUAUUGUGGCUAGCAUAAUUGUUGGAAUUUUAGGGUUGAUAUCAACGGGCGUGGGUCUUACUUUCGCGGUCUUGCCUUUUAAAAAUCAGAUUCGUCUACUUUACUUCAGAUGUACAAACGAUUUAUGUGUAGUGCAUGAAUGCCUAUACUUUCGAAGUCCGAUGUUUUAUAUGAUCGUUGCUGCAAUAGUUUGCCUAAUAGUGGCACUAAUUUUAAUUAGCAUUUCAGCUGAUUGUGGUUGUGGCAGAGCAACUAAUUCAUCCUCUAGUUCAAGAGCAUUAGCAAUUCUUGCUUUUGUCUGCUGUUGGUUGACAUGUACACCAGCAAUCAUCUUAUUCCUUUAUGCUGGAGCCACACAUUAUGGAAUACGGAUCUCUAAGAACGGAGGGAGUAUAUCGUUCACUGAUGCUUCAUCAAGUAUUGGUGGUUUUUACCGAAGUUGCUUCAAGGUAAACCAUGGAGUAUUUGGUGCAGCAGCUGCAUUGUCAUUUGUCGGUAUUGCCCUUGGAAUCAUAAGUUACAUUACUUUAGUUUAUGAAGAUCACAAAAUCAGAAGAGCGAAUCAAGCUAGAAGGGGAUCUACAAAUGAGCUUCAAUAAAUUACCUCUUUAUCUAACUACAGUCCCAAGUGAGAUUGAAGCUUAAUGUAUGAUGUUAUUAUUGUUAAUAAUUGUGGUGUAUAUGUUAUUUUUUGCAUUUUGAUUUGAAGCAUCAAUUUUGAGAGCAAGUUUGUGUACAAAUUUAUAACUUAAUUAAUACUUCGUAUAAUUUAUAUGUAACAUACCAUAUAGUCAAAGUUAAGC
Molecule: messenger RNA, 900 nt
Organism: Chenopodium quinoa (quinoa)
Lineage: Eukaryota; Viridiplantae; Streptophyta; Magnoliopsida; Caryophyllales; Amaranthaceae
Exons: 4
Coding region: 85-696 (203 amino acids)
Source: RefSeq, a predicted model, not a curated record